AUGCAUUUUGAGGCUACCGUGAAUUUCCUUUUUCUGUCGGCUAUCCAGCAAGAGGGCCUGAUUCUACUGUGUCAGAAUACAUACAGAAUUAGGAGGCAUUGUCUGCUAUUUUUAUCUUUAAAAAUACUUCCUCUGUGUCUGCGCGUUUCGUCGUUGGAUGCCAGCAUUCGUCUGCAAGAGUUUCCCAUCUUGAAUCGGUCAUCCGACUUGUUGCUUGUGUCUCCCCUCGUCACCGACAGACUCUGUGUUCUUCGACUCUCGGUCUCUGCUCUUCUGAGUCCGCCGUCCAGACGUCAUGCUGUGGCACGACUUGCCGAGUGCUUUCCGCCUCGAGGGUGUGAAAGACAGUGCAGAGUCGAUCGGUGGGACGGUGGUUGCAUCGGCGAGAAGAUGUGCGUAGCUGCGCUGCACCGGGUGGACGGACUCAUCGGCUAA
This is a messenger RNA of Protopolystoma xenopodis, 435 nucleotides long. The record is from the annotation of a GenBank genome assembly. Lineage: Eukaryota; Metazoa; Platyhelminthes; Monogenea; Polystomatidea; Polystomatidae.